Messenger RNA from Gopherus evgoodei (Goodes thornscrub tortoise), 2712 nucleotides. RefSeq lists its product as uncharacterized. Gene Ontology annotation, molecular function: nucleic acid binding; RNA-DNA hybrid ribonuclease activity. Gene Ontology annotation, biological process: virion assembly. Lineage: Eukaryota; Metazoa; Chordata; Testudines; Testudinidae. The record is from RefSeq and is a predicted model, not a curated record.
AUGAAAUGCUGUAUUAGGAAGACCCCAAAUUGGGCCAAGCUGUAUAAUAUUCGACAGGAAAAGAAUGAGAACCCAGCCGCCUUUUAUGAGCGCUUGUGUAACACCUGUAAAAGAUACACAGACCUCGACCCAGAGGAUGCUAAUGGAAAGCGAGUGCUCAUUCCCCUCUUCAUUGGGCAGUCCUAUGAGGACAUUAGAAAAAAGCUGCAGAAAUUAGACGGGGCAUCGGGUAAAAAUAUAGAGGAGCUCUUAGAGAUUGCGCUAAAAGUUUAUGAUCGCAGAGACGAUGAGGAACAGAAAAAGGGGGCCCGUCUACUGGCAAUGGCCCUGAAGGGGGGAAGACGGGAUCUGCUUACUAAAUUGCAGGCGGAAAUCUCGUUCAAUAAUAAUGGGACUAUGGAAGUUAGGCUCCCCAAACAACAAAUUUCUAACUAUCAAAUGGCCCUUUUGAAUGUUGAAAAUCCUCCCCCGGCACAGCCGGAAAAUGAGAGGAACCAGCUGCCGGGGGUUAACCUUGAGGUCUGGGCUGAGGAGGGAGGUUUUGCUCAGGCUCGAAACGCUUUACCAGUACACAUUUCCCUUAGGGAGGGAAGUCGCCCAGUCCGAAUUCGACAAUACCCUCUUAAGCUAACCACUCGGAUCGGACUGAAACCUCUGAUUCAAAAGUUUUUGCAGUGCGGUUGGUUAAGGGAGGGCACCUCCCCAUACAAUACUCCGAUAAUGGGAGUGCCUAAGCCUAAUGGGCAAUAUCGAUUAGUCCAGGACCUAAGGCAGGUUAACAAGUUAAUAGAGGCCCCCUAUCCAGUUGUCCCAAACCCCCAUACUAUCUUGGGCCAAGUCCCCAAGAACCACAGGUGGUUUUCCAUGAUAGAUUUAAAAGACGCUUUCUUCUCUAUACCCCUUGAUCAAGAGUCUCAGAAACUGUUUGCCUUUGAAUGGGAAGACCCAGAUACCCAUUACAAGGCUCAGUAUCUCUGGACUGUUGUCCCCCAGGGACUUACUUGUGCACCCGAGAUUUUCGGCAGCCAGCUAAAAAGAGACCUUGCCCCGUUCCUAGCUGGACAUCCCUCGUGUAACUUAGUUCAGUAUUGUGAUGAUCUACUCUUAAGCACUGAUACAGAGAUAGCUUGUAAAGAACAGACGAUAGAACUCCUCAACUUUCUUGGAGCUCAGGGGUACAAGGUUUCCAGGGGAAAGGCCCAAUUGGUUAGACAGCAGGUUAUUUUUCUCGGAUAUCAUCUUUGUCAGGGACGUCGUAGCUUAGGUAAAGAUAGGAUACAGGCUAUACUCGAAAGCCCUCAACCCCGAAAUCCCAGAGAGCUAAGGGCUUUCUUGGGGCUAACCGGUUUUUGCCGGCUUUGGAUCCCCGACUACGGAGGGAAGGCUAAACCAUUAUACGAGUCCCUUACUAAGGAGGGUCUGCUUAACUGGCUAUGGACAAAGGAAAAAGAAAAAGCAUUUCAAGAGCUUAAAGAAGCCUUGGUUCAGCCUCCCGCUCUGGCUCUCCCGGAUCCCCGGAAGUCGUUCACCCUAUACGUUCAUGAAAGGACAGGGGUGGCAUCUGGAGUCCUGUGCCAAAGGUCGGUACCAGCCUGGCGACCUGUGGGUUAUUACUCCAAGGUAUUGGACCCGGUCGCCAAAGGCUGGCCGGCUUGUUUACGAGCCAUGGCUGCAACCGCUCUCCUUGUACAGGAGGCUGAGAAACUAACCUUGGGUGGGGAUACUGAGGUUGUGGUGCCUCAUGGAAUACCCCAGAUACUGGGAACAGGAGCCGGGGAAAAGCAUUUAAACCCCAGUCAGCAUACUAGAUAUGAGGUGGGACUUUUGUUGGCCCCUAACCUAACUUUUAAGACAGUCAGUUCCCUUAAUCCAGCUACCUUACUGCCAGAUCCCCAAGUCCCUUAUGGGACUAGUCACAUCCAUGAUUGUAUUGAAAUCUUACAACAAGAAACUAAACCCCGCCCUGAUCUUUCAGAUUUACCCUGGCCCAAUCCCGAUAUUGAAAUGUACGUAGAUGGAUCCAGUUAUGUAGAAGAUGGAAAGCGAGUUACAGGAGCAGCCGUCAUAGUUAAAGAAGGAGAAAUGUACAAGUUUAAGCUUAGCCUCAACUUAUCUGCCCAGGCGGCGGAACUGGUGGCUCUUAUUGAGGCUCUCCGGAUGGGAACUGGAAAGACUAUUAAUGUAUACACUGACAGUCGUUAUGCAUACAGUGUGCAUGCCCACGGAACCUUAUGGAAAGAAAGGGGUUUCAUUACGGCUUCAUGCCAAAGAAUAGCCCAUGGGGCCCUUAUCAAGUCAUUACUUGAGGCCCUGAUGCUUCCCCUCCGGGUCGCAGUGAUACACUUACAUCGAUACGCAGCACCUUUCCAGACCCUUCCUUUGGAGCAACCUGUGCACUCCUUCCGGAUCGGUGAUCAGGUCCUUGUCAAAAAGUGGAAGCGUGAUCCCCUCACGCCACGGUGGGACGGUCCGCAUACUGUAUUGCUCAUCAGCCAGGCCGCCGUUAAGGUCCUUGGGAGUGACAAGUGGACGCACCAUACUCGAGUAAAGCGGUUCCUGAACCCUGACCCAGAGGACAACCUAACUGAAGAAGACAUCAGCCCUCUGUCCUCUCCGGCUCCGGAAGCCCGGAGUGACACAGGCGAAGACUCCACCUGGGAGUACCAAGGACUAGAGGGACUAAAAGGACUGUUUAAAAGACAGAAACAAUGA